ACUCCUGCCCGGGGAGCGGAGGCAGCGGCGGCUCCCGCUCCGGCUCCGGCUCCGGCCCCGGCCCCGCAGCGCUGACCGCCAGGGCGCAAACCGCGGGGGGCUCCGGCGGCGCCGAGCCCCGCGCCCCGCAAGCGGCCGCUCUCCUGCCAAAACAAACGGCCCUUCGCUAUUUAUUGCCGCCGCCGGGGCACGGCGGCUCAGAGCGGCACGACAGCGGGCGGCCGCCGCACCGGGCAGCCGGAGCGCGCCGGGCAGCCGCCGCGCCCGCACCCGCACCGGCACCUGCGCGCCGCAUGGGGAGCCCCGGGGCGGGCGGCGGGAGCGGCGGCCGAGCCUAGCGGGGCCCCCGGAGCCGCCGGUCCCCCCUCGGGCCGCCCCGGGGCCGCCGGGCGCGCCAUGAAGCCGGCGCGGCUGCUGCUGCUGCUGAGCGGGUGCGCGCUGCUGCUGGCGCCGGCCGUGCGCUGCUGCGGGCCGGGCAGGGUUGUGGGCAGCCGCCGCCGGCCGCCCCGCAAGCUCAUCCCGCUCGCCUACAAGCAGUUCAGCCCCAACGUGCCCGAGAAGACGCUGGGGGCCAGCGGGCGCUACGAGGGCAAGAUCGCGCGGAACUCGGAGCGCUUCAAGGAGCUCACGCCCAACUACAACCCCGACAUCAUCUUCAAGGACGAGGAGAACACCGGCGCCGACCGGCUCAUGACCCAGCGCUGCAAGGACCGCCUGAACUCCCUGGCCAUCUCCGUCAUGAACCAGUGGCCGGGGGUGAAGCUGCGGGUGACGGAGGGCUGGGAUGAGGACGGCCACCACUCGGAGGAGUCGCUGCAUUACGAGGGCCGAGCCGUGGACAUCACGACGUCAGACAGGGACCGCAACAAGUACGGCAUGCUUGCCCGCCUGGCUGUGGAGGCCGGCUUUGACUGGGUCUACUACGAGUCCAAGGCGCACAUCCACUGCUCCGUCAAGUCAGAGCACUCGGCUGCCGCGAAGACGGGCGGCUGCUUCCCCGGGCGGGCGCUGGCGACGCUGGAGAACGGUGCCCGGACGCCACUGUGGGCACUGCGGCCGGGCCAGCGGGUGCUGGCGAUGGACGGGGCGGGCCGGCCCACCUACAGCGACUUCCUGGCCUUCCUGGACAAGGAGCCGCGCGCCCUCACUGCCUUCCACGUCAUCGAGACGCGGCAGCCGCCCCGGCGCCUGGCCCUGACGCCCACCCACCUGCUCUUCGUGGCCGACAACGCCUCGGCGCCCGCCGCCCAAUUCCGCCCCACCUUCGCCAGCCACGUGCAGCCCGGACACUUCGUGCUGGUGGCGGUGGGCUCGGGGGGGCUGCAGCCCGCCGAAGUGGUGGGGGUGAGGGGCCGGACGGACGUGGGGGCUUACGCCCCGCUGACGCGACACGGGACGCUGGUGGUGGACGACGUGGUGGCCUCGUGCUUCGCCCUGGUGCGGGAGCAGCAGCUGGCGCAGAUGGCCUUCUGGCCGCUGCGGCUGUACCACAGCCUGCUGGGGGGGCCGGGGGUGCAGGGCGACGGUGUGCACUGGUACUCGGGGCUGCUCUACCGCCUGGGCAGGAUGCUGCUGCCCCCCGACAGCUUCCACCCGCUGGGGGCGCCCCGGGCCGAGAGCUGAGGGUGUACCGGCGGAGGAGGUGGCGGCGCGGCGACCCAACCCCGGCUGUGCCCACAUUGGGAUGGGGGGCCGCAUCCACCCCCGAGCCGCGGGGGCUUCGCCCCGCACGCCCCCUCCUCACCCCUUUGCUGGUGGGAUCCACAUGCUGCUAUUUGUGUGUGUGUGCGUGCGAUGUGCGUGUGCGUGUGCAGGGCUGGGGAGCGGGGAACGGAGGCUGCACCCGGGGCUCCCGGUAGCUGCAGCCGUAUGGGGAGACUUGGAGAGGGAGUGCCGGGCGCUUUGUGGGGUGGUGCCGUUCCCAGCCCUGGAUUGUGGCAGCUGGAAAGAAGGGGAUGCGGGUACUGGGACCGAAAGAGAGGCGCACCCAAACCAGAGCCUUGUACGGAGGGGAUGGCGUGGACGCGGCACGAGACCCGUGACUUGGUUGCGUGGGUGCUGCCAGGGCAGCAGGCUUGGAAACGGGAGCCAAAGGCAGCAGCGCAGCCAUCCUGCCUGCAGGGACAGUAUAACAGCACGGGGGAGCUGCUCUGGGAUCACACCCCGGGGGAUGCAGCCCAGCAGGGGCAGCACGGAGGAAGCGGCUCCCUCCUCGCCCUCCCCAGGCUCCCUGCGUUUGCACCCCAAAGCUACCAACACCCCGCAGGUGCUGCCCUCCUGCCCCAGCACCCCACACCCUCAGGGUAUCUCAUUGCUGCUUGCCCGCUCUGGGGGCCUGGGGGGGUCCCAUCAGAGCCACAGCCACAGUCACACGUCUUUAUUUAUUUAUCUGCUCUUUGUAUGUACCAUAGCCGGGAGGCACCAUGGGCGCGUGCAGGGUAAGAAGGGAACGGGAGGGGUGGGCAAGCUGGUUAAUUUGGGAGGGGGGGGUGGGGUUUUUUUGUUUCUUUUUUUUUUUUUUAUGAAAAGCAGAAAUUAUUUAAAGAUUAUUUUAAAGCACACUUUUGAUGGUGAUUGUUGUCCAGGGCGAAGUGAGCCGACAGCAGGUGUACUUUUGUCUCUUCACUGGAUGUACCUUUCCUGGUCGGGGACACGGCCCAAUAAAUCUGUCAUCUCCCA
This is a messenger RNA of Gallus gallus (chicken), 2679 nucleotides long. It is a transcript of the gene IHH, whose product is annotated as indian hedgehog. The record is from RefSeq and is marked validated. The transcript is spliced from 3 exons. Lineage: Eukaryota; Metazoa; Chordata; Aves; Galliformes; Phasianidae. The coding region runs from base 397 to 1623 and encodes 408 amino acids. Gene Ontology annotation, biological process: cell fate specification; regulation of gene expression; multicellular organism development. Gene Ontology annotation, molecular function: patched binding; calcium ion binding.